AUGACGUGUAGUAGUCGAGAGUUUGAUUACUUUAAGAUUCCAUGCUCUCAUGCUAUUGUAGGGGCGAUAAUGCGAAAUAUAAAUCCAUACAGUCCGUGUGACGAGGCAUAUACGAUGAACUCCUGGAUAUUGGCUUAUGCAGAACCUAUAUUUCCAGUCGGACACGUCUCAACAUGGAACAGUUCGCCAGAGUUUGUCAACAUAUCGGUGGAACCACCGAAGACUGUUCCAAGAGUUAGGAGGCAGAAGACGGCUAGGAUUCCUUCCACGGGCGAGGUACGUCAAACACGUAAGUGCGAUCGCUAUGGUGCAUGGGGGCAUAAUCGCAAAACAUGUAGUGAACCCCUUACCACAUUGUGA
Momordica charantia (bitter melon) is the source of this 360-nucleotide messenger RNA. RefSeq lists its product as uncharacterized. Gene Ontology annotation, molecular function: zinc ion binding. The record is from RefSeq and is a predicted model, not a curated record. Lineage: Eukaryota; Viridiplantae; Streptophyta; Magnoliopsida; Cucurbitales; Cucurbitaceae.